This is a messenger RNA of Umbelopsis ramanniana AG, 471 nucleotides long. RefSeq lists its product as uncharacterized. NCBI's taxonomy places the organism in Eukaryota, Fungi, Mucoromycota, Umbelopsidomycetes, Umbelopsidales, Umbelopsidaceae. Bases 80 to 256 code for a protein of 58 amino acids. The record is from RefSeq and is a predicted model, not a curated record. The transcript has a single exon.
UUCCUCUGUUGUCAUUCUUUCUUCAGCUGCCUUCACAAAGCAAUCCUAUCUUCGCUUUACCGCUGCCACACUCUCAGAGAUGUUGCACGCUGCUGGCUAUACGGGCUCAAUGAAGCAAACCGUCCCGCUGCAGCCGAAAAUACGAACUAAUACCGCAAGCAGACGAUCCAUUGCGUGGUCUUGUCAGCAUUGCCAUCGUCGUUUUCACACUGAAAAAAACUUACACCAACAUAGACUGCUCAAUCGACACUUUUGAUGAACAUCUAACUUGCAAGUGGGCUGAUGUAUAACACCGCAACAUCAACUUUCAUCUUUGUUUCACCACUGUACUAUAGUAAUCUCCUUGUAGUAAUAAAAAAUGCGUACGCACGUCCGUACGCUAAGAAAUGCUUUUGAAACAAUAGUGUAAGUUUGCCUUUAUUGCUCCGACGUCUAAUUUCGGAAUUUUCAACAGUCGUGCGGGUGGGGUUU